Messenger RNA from Colossoma macropomum (tambaqui), 1232 nucleotides. Its product is annotated as barrier-to-autointegration factor-like. Lineage: Eukaryota; Metazoa; Chordata; Actinopteri; Characiformes; Serrasalmidae. The coding region runs from base 681 to 953 and encodes 90 amino acids. The record is from RefSeq and is a predicted model, not a curated record. Gene Ontology annotation, molecular function: DNA binding. The transcript is spliced from 4 exons.
CUCGUUGCUGUAGAUUGAGCUGCAAAAGUGACUAAGAUUCAAAGAAUCAACAUCGUGUUCGAACAGUGAUUCAGUGAAGUUAACUUUGAUGAUUUAACAUCGAUGCAAUGACUAACUGCUACCUAUUUGGUAUGGAAAGUUUACACACAUUUCAUAGGCUGACGUUUUCUAAGAAAAUCAUAAUCAUCAUCUCUCAAAGAAGCGACCAGCUCAAAGGAAUCGAUUCAGUAAACUGAAUCAAACUUCGCAUCACUCCACCCGGAGCUGGGCUUCCUGAAGAAUCAGGAUUGGGAGGGCGGGACUUAGAGCUCAACUCUGAUUGAUCUGAUUGGCUAGCGACGUUCAGGGGCGCUUUCUGAUAGGCUGAAGGAGAUGUCCGUCAAAUUAGCGACUACGUGAUUGGCUGAGGUUGACAACAGGCCUCAAAUCAGCUCGGUUAGACCCAGUUUGCAUUUUUGCACAGUUCAGACUACUGAAAUGAAAGAAGCAUAGAGGGGGAAAAGCGAGUUAAGAUCUUUUAAUUACUGAGGAGAAACGCGUUCAAAGGUAUAUAUGAAGAUGAGUUAAAGCAAAGAUACCCUUUACUCUAAGGCCUGCUUUCCAGAAGAAAUCAGAGAGAACAAACUGGAGUAUUUCAGACCAGCAGCUUCAAGAGGGUGUUGAUCAUAAGACGACCUGAAAUGUCAACCACCUCCCAGAAGCACAGAGACUUCGUGGCUGAACCCAUGGGGGACAAACCCGUCACUGCUCUGUCCGGGAUUGGGGAGGUGCUGGGGAAGAAGCUGGAGGAGCAAGGCUUUGAUAAAGCGUUUGUGGUGUUGGGUCAGUUCCUGCUGUUGAGGAAGGAUCGUGAGCUGUUUGCUGAGUGGCUAAAGGACACCAGUGGAGCAAACGCACGGCAGGCCGCGUCCUGCUCGCAGUGUCUGACCGAAUGGUGCGAUGCCUUCCUCUGAGCUCAGCGGCCUUCUCUGAAACUCCUUAAAAAAAACUGUUGCGCACGUUUUCUCAGUGUAUCCAGAGCUUUCACUGUUCAGGAGUAUGUAGAUAUGUGGAUGUGUAGUUAGUUGUGAGUGUCACUUUUUAGAAGAGUGUGUGACGUGCAGUUAACGUGUAAGGGCUUGCUGAUGUUUGCUGAUUAAAUAUUGACUGGUAAAGGUACCGUGUGAUAGAAUUGUCUGCAGUUCAAAGUAUUAUUCCUUGUUAAUGUCCUGUCCAUGUUUCUAAAGAGAAGG